AUGGCUACGUUGAAGAUGAGUAUCUCUUGGUUCUUCUUCCUUCAAAUAUUAUUUUCAUUGCUCUCUUCCUUUGCUCCAACCAAUGUGCAAGGAUUGAAAGUCGGGUUCUACGACAAGUCAUGCCCUAAAGCCGAGCUUAUUGUCAAGAAGUCUGUCUUCGAUGCGAUGAAGAAGGAUCCAACACUUGGAGCUCCUUUGCUCAGAAUGUUCUUCCACGACUGUUUUGUUCGAGGAUGCGAAGGGUCGGUCUUGCUAGAGCUAAAGAACAAAAAAGACGAGAAGAACGCAGUGCCUAACCUUAGCCUUCGAGGGUUUGAGAUCAUAGACAAUGCCAAGGCAGCUCUAGAAAAGGAGUGUCCAGGGAUUGUUUCUUGCUCUGAUGUCUUGGCACUUGUCGCUAGAGACGCAAUGGUUGCACUCAAUGUACCAUCGUGGGGAGUUGAAACGGGAAGAAGAGACGGUCGGGUUACAAACAUCAAUGAGGUCACAUCGAACUUACCAUCACCAUUUGAUAAUAUCACUAGCCUUAUCACCCAAUUUCGUUCCAAAGGCCUCGGCAAGAAAGACCUCGUCGUACUUUCAGGUGGACAUACGAUUGGAAUCGGACAUUGUCCUCAAAUCACAAACCGGCUCUACAAUUUCACCGGGAAAAGAGACAGUGAUCCGAACUUAGACACUGAAUACGCAGCUAGUCUAAGAAAAAAAUGCAAGCCUACGGAUACCACGACGGCUCUAGAAAUGGAUCCAGGAAGCUUCAAAACAUUUGAUGCAAGCUACUUCAAGCUUGUGUCUCAAAGAAGAGGCUUGUUUCAAUCUGAUGCAGCUCUUUUAGACAACCAAGAAACUAAGUCUUAUGUUCUUAAGCAAACCAAAAGUUAUGGGUCUACUUUCUUUAAGGACUUUGGAGUCUCUAUGGUGAAUAUGGGUCGGAUUGGCGUUUUAACGGGUCGGACUGGUGAGGUUCGUAAGAAAUGCAGAAUGGUUAAUUAA
Molecule: messenger RNA, 990 nt
Organism: Arabis nemorensis
Lineage: Eukaryota; Viridiplantae; Streptophyta; Magnoliopsida; Brassicales; Brassicaceae
Source: the annotation of a GenBank genome assembly